Molecule: messenger RNA, 3148 nt
Organism: Ylistrum balloti
Lineage: Eukaryota; Metazoa; Mollusca; Bivalvia; Pectinida; Pectinidae
Product: PHD finger protein 10-like
Exons: 14
Coding region: 1-2496 (831 amino acids)
Cellular component (GO): npBAF complex
Source: RefSeq, a predicted model, not a curated record
AUGGCCGACAUCGAAGCCGGCAAAAUCGAAAACGACAAAGACAAGAAUAUUAUUGAUGGAAUGAAGGACGAUAGACGAACAAUAGAGGAUACAACACAGCCUGCUAGUGCUGCAGUCAGUCAUCAUCAAGAGGUCAAUGAGAGUAGUACAGAUCAAGAUCCAUGUAUCGGCAUGUCUGAGGAGAAUAAAGAUGUCAAAGAAAAGGAAGAGGGGCUUGAUCAACCUUUGUCAGAUAGUGGCCCACAACAAAUGUGUUCGAGUCUUGAAUUAGGAGACACGAGAAAAGAACAAUCACACAAUUCAGAAGUAGAUCAGUCAAAAGGACUUAAUACAGAAAUAACAAACAAAACAACGGAGUUAGAACAAUCAAAAGGGCUUGAAGUAAUGGAAAAAACUAUGGGGGCUAGUUCAGAAAUAGAAGACUUGGCUGAAAGGAACAGUGUAGAAAUAAUGGACAAAACAAGUGGGGCUAUGAUAGAAAUAGAAGACAAAUCUGAUGAACCUUGUACAGAAAUAACAGAAAUUGAUGAGGAGCCUUUCACAGAAAUUAAACAUCAAGACGAACCAACUGGUGAAAUAUCACUAAUGGAAGGUGAAAAUGUCGCAAUAAACAAAAGUAUUCCUCAACCUGAGGUUACAGCUUUAGAACAAAAAUUUAUCAACAAGGAAGAAAGUAUGACAGAACAGCGUCAGUUGAGUAAAGAAGUUUCACCGUUAAUGUUACAUGAACAAGAGAAAGAAAGUCAGCCAGAAGAACAGAACAAAGAUGAUGUAGAAAUGACAGAUGAUUCUGAAUUAAGGCAUCCUGCUUCGGAAGCUGCAGUCAAGAUUGUCUGUGAGGAUCAACUAUUGAAGCUACCAAAAGACAUACCUGUGACUAGUGUUGAUCAGGAUAAAAAUAGCAAAGACAUGGAAAAUAUUGAUCCACUCAGGGACGAUUCAAAUAAGAACAGUGAUGUUGUGUUAGAGGAUUUAAGUUCCUCUCUUGAGUCUAAAAAAGAACAUUUGGAAGGUACUAAUCAGGUAAACGAGACUGAUCCUAAAAGUGGUCUGAUUUCUGCUGACACCUUACAACUUCGUAUGGAAGUAGAUAAUGAAUCAGUACAAUCUGAGACUGCGAUGUAUGAUACAACAGGACCCGCAACUCCAGCCUCUAGCAUCGUAGACACAGGCUCAGUGUCUGCAGGCCCUACACCGUCAAAACGGUCACGCCAGAACAGUACCGGUAGUGGCGCUAAUGUAGAAGCUGUUUCUGAUGAUUUGGAAAACCAUACAUUUCCAGCCUCAAAAGUAUUUGAGUACCAGUGGCCGAAAGAUUCUAGUGGAGAGUACUACAUGCUACAGGAGCAGAUUAGUGAGUUCCUGGCUGUUAAGUCAUUCAAGAGAAAAUACCCAGAGCUUCAGAGGCGACCAGUGGAGAUGAAUGAACGAAUGUUUUUGCGUGAGAAGGGAGCAGUAACUGAAACACAGUGUGACCUAGGAUUAACAGCCAUUCGGAGUGACGAGGUGUAUGAUCUGAUGCACAGGGACUACCCAGAUAAAUAUGCUGAAUAUGCAGCUGUACUGCAUGAGCGAGAGAGGCAGACCAUCAAGGAGAAACACAAAGACUAUGAAGUGCCCAAGUUAGAGAAAAGUAAGAUGACUGAGUACAUCAAGAAGGCUAUGAAGUCUGCAUCAGAAUGGAACACAGUCUUCCUCAGAGAGAGAAAGGAGGAACGCAAAGCCUAUUUUGAUCUUCAGACGUUUAAUGUUCACUAUCCAGCUGGUCGGUUUAAAGUGCUGCCUGCUGACCUGACAUCACCAAGUCCUUAUCCUGUUACAUUGAUUCCAGGCCAGUACCAGGAUUACUACAAAAAUCAUUCCCCAGAGGAGCUGAAGUACCUACCCCUCAAUACUGCUCUGUAUAAUCCACCAAAACAGAUGGGGAACAGUCUGGCUAACCCUCAGGAGGUCUUGUCUGAAGAUGCUUCAGAAGAGGAUGCUGAGGCUGGUGGUGCCUCUGACUCGGAAAGUGAUGAUGACAGCAGCAGUGGAGAGUCUGAUGACAGCAGUGGUCAGGACAGUGGUCAGAUGGUUGAAGACCUGGCCAAAGGAGAAAAGGGUCAGGAUGACCUGACAUGUCGUAUGUGUGAGAAACAGGGGGAGGCAGAUGAAGAUAUGGUCCAAUGUUCAGAGUGCAAGAAGUUUGGUCAUCCUACUUGUCUGGAUCUGACAACAGAGAUGGUGACAGUUAUCAAAACAUAUCCUUGGCAGUGUAUGGAGUGUAAAACUUGUGUGGAGUGUAUGGACCCAUAUGAUGAGGACAAGAUGAUAUUCUGUGACAGAUGUGACCGGGGCUACCACACAUUCUGUGUUGGUCUCAGAUCCAUCCCCAAUGGGCAGUGGAAGUGUCGCAGCUGUAAGAGCCCAGACGCCCCCCGUACUCCAAAGUCAUCAUCCAAGAUAAGGGGCAGAGGACGGAAAAGAGGCAAUAACACUCCAGCUAAGGAAGGAUGAUUUUAGUGUGUAUUAUAGUGUUGUAUGUAAUGAGGAUCAAGCCAAGUGUUCACUCAUUACAGUGUACAGUGUAAUAAAACAGAAUAGUUGUCACGAAAUGCUCAAUGUUAAACUGCCACACAGCUGGUUUACAUGGCGAUAGCGAUGUAAUCGACAAGAAAUAUCAGUGGUCAGUGAUACUGUAGCUGUUUCAUGCUGACUAUAAAAACAAAGGAUGUAAUUCAAGAAUUCAUGAACUGACGUUGUGGAAGUUAUUGCAUUAUGAAUGAUUUUCUCCACCAUUGCAGGUUUUGGAGCUCAUUUAAGUGGUAAAGAUUUUAUUUGAAUCUGUAUGUUUGUUUUUAUUGUUACGGUAUAUAUUUGUUUGUCUUGCUCCUGUUGAUACUUUUAACAACCAACAAACUUAAUAGAGGACAGCAGGACAUAUUUCUUUAACCCAAAGUAGGUGUCAUUCAAAAUAAACAAUUUAAGAGGAGCUUUUGUAUGUAAAACCUUUUGCCAUGCCGUCUUUUGAACUAUGAUAUUUUAUCUCUGGAACGACAGAUCAGUAACCAAGAUGUUGGUUUCUUGCACAGAAUGUAAGAGUGCUUUAUUUUGUAUACUUCAAUGUCAUAUCUAUCAUAUAAAGAAAAAUUAAAUAUUGUGAAGAAUC